CUCACUCUUAUUUCAUGGAAGUGACCAAGCUUUAAGCCUUCCGCCUUAGGUGCCAAACCAAAGACAGAAAAUCAAAUACAAAAUGGAUAUCGAGCCUCGAUUUUCAAAAAUUGUUGCGCAUAAUUUACAGUGCUUUAAGAUUCUCAUCUCAUCCUUCAAUGACGACCCCAUUCCGAGAGCAGCACGUACUCUGUCUCAUUUGGCAAGAUUUAAAUUAUGGGCUGGAAACCUGGGGGCACAUCGUCAAUCAGGAAGUCGUUCCCUAGAAUACCGUCUUCGAGAUGCAUCAUCGCUUCGGAAAUAUAUCACUUCUCUACUUCUACAACUACGCAGCUCCCUCGAGAAAGCCUGUGUCACAUCAAGGGAAUGCACAUCUGAAGAUGAAUCUGAAGAUGAGCAUAGAGACCCAGUUGAUAAGGAGUUAGCGGCUCUUUUUCGACAAUAUAAUGGCUCCAAUGAAUCUACGCUCGAUUUAAUCCUAGGGGACGUAGGCCAUAUACUCGACUGCUUACUUCGGCUGUCUAUCACUAUUACCAAUCCAGCCCCAUAUGAUCAAUUCAAAUCUAGAGCCGAAGAUGGCAGCUUCGCUAACCUUCCUACAGAAUGGGAUAUCCGCCACGUAGAAGAAAAAUUUCCUAGCUUAAGCCAUGAUCUUGCUGAAAGACUCGGGAAAGCAAUAACAUUUCGGCGUCAGUAUUUCAAGUACCGGGAAGACCACUAUAGAAAGCUUUCUGAGGGUAUACAGAGCGACAGUGGUGUCAACGAGGAUAUCGGUGCUAUCUUCGAUGCCAUCGUUGAUGAUAUAGGUGAACAGACGACUAUAGCCUCUCCUAUCCCCCAAAACCUCAGCGAUUAUAGUGAUGAAUUAAACCUGCAAGGUAAUUUGACGGUAGAUUUGGACUCCAGGUCAGAAAUCUCUCGAACUUCAUAUGCCCCUUCUAGUCUUAAUCCAGAUCAGCUGAGAGUUCCGCCAUUGCCAAAAGGACAUCUUGAUGGUCCGUUCAUGUGCCAAUUCUGCUAUUUUAUAAUCGAGGUAGAUUCGAGGCAAGCUUGGAAGAAGCAUGUAUUCAGAGACUUAAGGCCAUAUGUUUGUCUUGAGCCUUGUCUUACAGCUGAUCAUCAGUUCUCGCAUCGCUCUGACUGGGCUAGCCAUAUGAGAAAUGUUCACUGGAGGCAAUGGCACUGCCCUUUAGGCUGUUCUCAAAAUUUUGAUACAGUUGAGGAAGCCCGAGCCCAUCUUAUGGCAAACCAUACUGAUGACCUAGAAAGCGGCCAGAGAGCUGUAGGGGACAUUGGUAGCCAACCAGAUAUCCGCAAGGCAGAAGGAAAUUGCCCGGUGUGUUUCAACAAGCAGAUCAACACAGCCCAACAAUAUUAUUCUCAUGUUGGUGAUAAUUUGGAGCAACUAUCUCUUUUCGCACUACCGUACUCCGACGCUGAUGAAGAUGAAGAUGAAAUUUCAGAGCAAGGGAGUGAGGAGGAAGAGGACGGGACCAAUAGUACGGGCGACAAUAUUCGAGAACAGUCUAGAUCGAGGAUGAGAAAUGACCCAAGGUCUCUUUGGAGGCGACCAUAUCUGCUCAUUAGAGUAAUCCAUGCUUUCCGCAAUGAUGGAAUAUAUAAACCUAGCAUUCUCCGUCGAAUCUCGCCUCCUUCGGACAUUACGCAUUGACGAAAACAGAAGAGAAAAAAGUUAAUAAAAAGAUUAAGCCGAAAUAUUCCAAGUCAAUUUAUCUCCUACUUAUUUUGAAUUAUUUUCAAACUUUUUUUUUUUUUAAAAAAAAAUUUGCUCUUUUUAUUAUUUUCUCUCUUGCGUAAUAAUUGUACAAACUGAAGCAAUUGGC
Molecule: messenger RNA, 1844 nt
Organism: Daldinia decipiens
Lineage: Eukaryota; Fungi; Ascomycota; Sordariomycetes; Xylariales; Hypoxylaceae
Exons: 3
Coding region: 83-1672 (529 amino acids)
Source: RefSeq, a predicted model, not a curated record